Messenger RNA from Panonychus citri (citrus red mite), 1618 nucleotides. RefSeq names its product probable asparagine--tRNA ligase, mitochondrial (gene AsnRS-m). NCBI's taxonomy places the organism in Eukaryota, Metazoa, Arthropoda, Arachnida, Trombidiformes, Tetranychidae. Gene Ontology annotation, cellular component: mitochondrion. The record is from RefSeq and is a predicted model, not a curated record. Gene Ontology annotation, molecular function: nucleic acid binding; ATP binding; asparagine-tRNA ligase activity. Gene Ontology annotation, biological process: asparaginyl-tRNA aminoacylation.
UUAUUGUUUUCAUUUGAUUCAAAUGAUUAGUUAAUUUGGUUUGAAUGAUUUUCUUUUAACAAUUAAGUUAAUUGUUUUUUCUGUAACAAUGUUUAUCGUUAACAGUGUUCGAUCAAAUCUUGUUCAACGUUUACCUUUUCCUGGAGGUUUAAAUAAGUAUCUUGUCUGUUUUUCCUCAACAUAUAAUUUAUCAUCUUUAACUCCAAUCAAAGUUGACCCUGUGGACAAUUUAGUUAAUUUACCUGUACAUGAUGCUUUAAAUCGAUCGUUAAAUGAUAAUAUAACAAUUAAGGGUUGGAUUAGAUCACAUCGGCGCCUUAAAGAAAAUCAUUUCAUGUCCAUUGGUGAUGGAUUAUCGCCCAAGGUGAUACAAAUUGUUGUACCUACAAUACUAUUAGAAAGAGAAGGAAUCAAACCACAAUAUGGUUCCUCCAUCAUGGCUCAUGGUAAAUUGGUUGAAAGUAAAGGUCCAGAACAACCGGUUGAACUGUAUUGUCAAAAUUUCCAAGUUAUUGGUCAAUGUAAUGUCUUAGAUUAUCCCUUUAAUCCGGCUACUUCAAAAAAGGAUAAUUGGAAUGGGAUGAGAGACCAUAUUCACCUGAGAUCGAGAGCAUCUAGAUUUGCAUCAAUGAUGCGAUUAAGAAGUGAUUUAAAUUACGAGAUUCACUCUCUCAUGAAAGAGAUUGGAUUUUUCAAUGUAACCACACCGAUUAUAACCAAAAAUGAAUGUGAAGGAGGAUCAAAACCAUUCGUUAUCAGACCUCUUGAUCAUCCCGAUGAUGUAAGUUUCUUCAAAGGAAAAGCCAAAUUAACAGUAUCUGGUCAACUUCAUCUCGAAACUACUGCUUGUGCUCUAUCUCGUGUCUACACAAUGGGACCAGUAUUUCGAGCUGAAGUAAACAAAUCUCGUCGCCAUCUAAGUGAAUUCACCAUGUUUGAGGUAGAAGAAGCUUUCAUGGAUAAUCUGGACACUCUCAUGGACAGAGCUGAGUUCAUCAUGAAGACAAUUUCAUCUAAACUUAUCGAAGAAAAUGAAAAUUUGACCGAUGUUUGGAAAUCAACUAAAUACGAUAUCGCUCAUCGAUUAACAGGACGUUACUUAAGAUUAACUUACGAUGAAGCUAUUGAACUAAUCAAUAAAAUUCAGAAUCAUCAACCGGCUGAAUAUGGAAAAGAUUUGUCAGCUUAUCAUGAAAUGGUUUUACUUGAGUACUUUGAACAUCAACCUUUGUUCAUUACUCAUUUUCCAAUUGAAUUAAGGCCUUUCUACAUGAAAUCAGAAGGAGAUAAGGCUUUAUGUUUUGAUUUAUUGGCCGCUGUUGGAGGUGAAGUUUGUGGCGGCAGUUUAAGGGAAGAUAAUAUUGACCUGUUAGAAGCUCGAAUGGAUCAAAUCGAAGGAGUUAAAGAAGAAUUAGAUUGGUAUUUGGAUAUUCGUCGAUUUGGAAAUGUCCCUUUAGGUGGAUUCGGUUUCGGAUUCGAUAGACUUAUGCAAUCGAUAACGGGGCUGGCCAAUAUAAAGGACGUUGUCCCUUUCCCAAGAUUCUUGUACCAUUGUCCAUUAUAAGCCAAUAUUUCAAAGUGUUCACAUAAUUUAAUUAAAUUAGAUUAUUAUUUCUAA